AUGAACUUUGUGGCCGGCGGUUUGCUGCUCUUCACGGGGAGUGCCUUGUGUGCCUUUUGGGCGUUUGUCAUCAUGCUGCGAUGCCUGGAUUGCCAACUUCUCUUUGCCUCGGGCGUUCCUCUUCUGGAUGCGCGCGUUUUCCAAUUCAACGCACUUCUCACGCAUCACCUGCCGAAACUGUCUCAGCACCUACUCGCGCACUCCCUCUCUUUUAGUUUUUUUGCACACCAAUGGCUGAUGACUUGCUUCGCGUACCACGUCGACUUGCCCACGGUCGCCUGCGUCUGGGACGCGUUCUUCUUGGACGGGUGGAAGGCGCUCCUCCGCGCGGCGGUCGUGCUGCUCGCGCGGCUCGGGCCCGCGAUUCUGGAGUGCGACAGCAUCGACGAGAUUCUCGCCGUCGUUCGGGCCUUGCUCGAUGGCCUUGCCUCUGCAAACCUCCCCGGCGACGGCGAGAGCCGAGACACCCCCUCUCCCUGCGCCCCGACGAGCUCGGCGGUCGCCUUCUCUCCAUCUUUUUCCUCUUCUUCCUUGGGUCUGUUGUCUUGGAUCUUCGGUGCGCUUCCAGUGAGGAAGGAACUCUCUUCAGAUGAAGAGAGACGAAUGCAAACAAGCGCCCCUGACUGUCCCCGUGUUGCCUCUUUGUCUCUUGAGAAGGACACCCUGGUUGAGCCUCACCCGGGAGACAGAAGAGGUUUGGAGCCCGAACCGAGAGACAGAGUCUCUGCUCCGGCUGCCUCGUCCUGGCCUCCUGCUUCGCAGCCGGUCUCCUUAUCGAGCACGAGAGGAGGCGCACCCGAACAGGCAACUGCCGAGAAGACCGGGCAAGAGGCAGGGCGACGCGAAGCAAACAAGAGACAACGCGACACACGCGCGAGGCCCCAGGCAGAAACCACAAAGUGUCUUGCUCCGACAGCCGUCGCAGGGAACAGCGAAGUGAAGCUGGAGCAAGAGAGAAAGAGAGGAGAGACCGAGCAUGCGACCGCCGCGCGUCUCUUCAUUCGAGCAGUCUCUGCCGCCGUCUCGACCGGCGAAGAUGAACACCUCAGGCGCAUUCAGCCUUUGACGCACGGCGUCCCUCAAGGCCCCGCGGAGUUUUCUGCCUCUCGAGAGGGUCCGUCGUCUUCGUCGUGUUCUCUCUCUACGAGAACCGAUACUAAUUUAGGCUCUCCUCUCGCAGGAUAUUUGCUUCUUCUCGGCGACGAAGGUCCGCACGAGAUGCCUUCUUCCUCAUUUUCUUCGCCUUCUCCAUUGUCUUCCUCUUCUCCCUCCUCUUCGUUCUCUUCUUCCUCCUCUUCGUCCUCUUCUUCCUCCUCUUCUUCCUCCUCUUCUUCCUCCUCUUCUUCCUUCUCUCCGCCUUCUUCUUCCUCUUCCUCUUCCUCUUCUUCCUUCUCGCCGUCUUCUGCCGGCCGAAAGCCUGCACCACCGCGUCCCUUGGAAAGCGAGCGAGAGGCUGCACUAGCCCCCGUCGACGUUUCGCUGCGUCUCUCACCUCAGAGCAGAGGCGCCUCGUCGCGUCUGCUGCGCGAACCAUCCCGUACCGCUCGAGACGCUCCACGAAACCCGCCGGGGCGUCAUCGAGGUUCCGGCGAUGGCGAUGUUCUGUCUCGACGCUCAUCCAGCGACCUUCCACUUGGCGACAGCAGCGCGAUUAGGCGAUGCUUCCUGAAAGAAGGAAUGGCGACCGCAGGCAACCCAAAGAGUGAGGAGACAGUCGAGCCAAGAGACUCCUUUCCUCCCCCUGUCGAGGCGAACUGCCGAUCUCUGCCCUCACGGGCUCGUGGGGGCCUGGAAAGAAGCACGGCAGCCGCGCGAAUUUCCGUCUCCUCGUGUCCCUCUCUGCCUUCGCCGUGUCGCUACUCUCUCGUCAAGGCAGACGCUUCCCUGUUCUCCCCUUAUCCUUUGUGUCCGAUUCUUGCGUGUGCGUCUUCUUCUUUCGAGGGCUCUCAGCCUUCUACCGGCUCGCAGAGCCGCCGGCGACGGGGUCAAGGCCCCCAUGCAGGCCCGCUAGUUGGACUCUACACGUCACCUCCGGUGUAUUUCCACACGACUUUCGCGCAGCCUCAGAGUUCCGCCUCUUUGUCGGCGCGUGGUCGCGAUUUCGGGUCUGUCUCCCUGCCUGGAAGGACCGAUCCGAGCAAGGUGUCUCCGCCGGAGACAGUGCAGAGCACGUCGGGAGGCUCUUUUUUGGCCGGAAAGGCGGAGCCCAGAGCCCAGACGACUCCUCGGCACGUGCCACUGACGGACGAUCUCUCUUCUUCCCCAGACCCUCCUGAGGCACCCAGCGGCGUCUCUCGAGACGACAGCCAGCGAGAAGACAGACACGAGACGCGAAACGACAGUCAAACGAACAGGAUAAAGGACCGGGUUGAUUCCUCAACUGUUCAUGACGAGUGCCGGCAUGUUGCAGCUCUUUCUAUCCCUUCAAACCCUUCUAACCGAGACACAGUUGACCGUCGUCUCUCCGACACAGGCGUUGUUGAGGGCGUUCGCCAGCGCGAGAGCGAAGCAGGUCAAACUUUGGAAGCAGAAAGGGUAUGCCGCGAGCCGUCCGGUUCUUCGAAUGCGUGUUCGCCUUGUUCGUCUUCUCCGGCGCCCCUGUCUCUGCCGUCGGGUUCCUCUCCGCCCGUUUCUCCAUCGGCUUCGAAGGACCCGGCGUUGUUUGUAUGCGUGGACAUGCGCAGCGUAGUCGUUCGUGAGCUGCCCUGGGAAGGCACGUGGUUGCAGCUGGCGCCCGCAGAGCAGUCCGUGCUCUCCUUUGCUCUCCUGGAUCCUCUGAGGCAUCUUCUUCGGAAACGGAAGGUCUCCAUGGGCCGAAGCGAGAAAACAGAAGGCGGCCGGACGGCGCGAGGAGUGUCCCUGGAAGGGAACUGGCGACGACGACAGACAAAGAACACUGGAGACACCGAGAGAACACAAGCAGAGGCAAGGGAAGCAGCGUCUUCGGAAGCGAUGUGUCAGAACGGGGUAUCAAGCGGAGUCACAGGAGCUUUGGUCUCGGAAACAUCCAACCAAAAGACACCCACCUUUUCGUCCUCUCUGUCUGACUCCCUUCGUGGUGCUGGCCAGGCGCCGUCCUCCUCGGAUGCGGGAGCAGGGAGAGAAGAAAAGGCAGGCAACGGCGAGAGAAACUCAGAUGUCUCCAGCGCCUGUGUCGACUCACUCGGGGCGACGCUUCCAACUUCUGUCUUCGCUGCCGGUUCUGACCUUCCGGCAGAUGUCUCAAGCUCUCGCGACACGUCUCAUAUGCGACCGUCUUCAUCGUCCGCUCCUGGUUCUUCUCGAAGACCUGCCAUCCCCGAUGCUUCUUCCUCUUCCUGCCACUCACACGCGUCAGCAACCCGUUCUUUGCCAUCUUUCUCGUCGCCUUACCACGCCGCUGUUCCUUCUUCCUCCUGCGUUGCGAGUUCCUCUUCGUCCUCUCCAUCCUCGUCCUCUCCUGCGUCUUCCUCUCCUUCGUCUUCCUCUCCAUCUUCUUCCGCUUCCUCUUUGGUGGAUUUGUGUCCUGCUUCGCUGUCUUGUGGUGUGCAUGCGGCCGGCGAGGAGGUCGACUGGUCUCUGCUGUACGAGCUAAAAGAGGCGGAGCGAGACGCUUUGGGUCUCGGCGCGUCGUUUGUUGGGGGCUCUGUGCAAGGCCGCUAUUUUCUUUUGUCGAUCGCAGAGAUGGAGAGGACUCGGCGUUGUCUCGUGGAUGUCGAGUCGCAAACCUACACCGAUGUCCAGCACUUUCGGCGGAAGGUCGCGGCAGCCGAGAGGCAGGUCCUGAGACAGCAUCGAACGGAGCGCACGCAGGAGAAGAAGUACAGACGGCUGAUCUACGAGCAGGAGAAAGCGUACAUCGCCAAGCUGUCUGCGAUGCACGACCUCGACACACUGAUCAACGCCGACAGGCGAGAGAGCGACGCCAAGGCCCAGGGAGCAAACGACGCAGAAGGAAGAGAAGAAAGAGAAGAAGAAAGGAAAAAAGGAAGAGAGAAGAAAGAAGAGCGACGCACAUCGGGGGGCGUUGCUGGUGAGGCUAUCUGCAGCGUGGCACGAGAGACACACCCGCGUCGGCGUGGCGUCCAUGAGGAGUCUUUCAGUGACUUUAGGGGCGACGAAAAGGCAGCUAGACAGGAGCCGUCCAGCGGCGUGUUUCUCGAGGCAACAGGGCGAGAGGAGAGCGACGGUGCACGAGGGAGGCGAGAGCAGGCGAGGAAAAGUUGGGGCGACAUGGAGGCAGCGCAAGAGAGGAAAAGGUUGGAGAAGAAGGCCGACUUCGUUUCCCUGUCUUCCUCUCCUCCGGAUAGUUCGACCCGGCGCCCUGUAUGUGUUGACGUGCCACAAGAAGGGGAAAUCGCAGUGGAGAAAAGAGGCGACGAAGUGAUACAAGAAGACACAAUGCAGAGAGACGCUUCGCCGCUUCCACCCUGUCCAUUUCCUUCGCUAGAAGACCAAAUUUGCGGUGGCGCGUCUACAUUUGGGGUGGGAGAAGCCAGGAACGACGGCAGCGGUUCGCUGGUUCUCCACUGUGUGCGUGACACGGCAAAGUGGGGGCGGAACAAAGAGGGCCGGGAUGCUUCCGGGCCUUUGUCUGUUCUCUCGUCUUCGGCAAAAACUGUGCGGUCCGUCUUCAGUGUUGCUGCUGGCUGGGGCUCUAAAUGGCUGCUUCUCGAUCGGCUUCUGGCAUCUACCGUCGCUCCAGAAGGCUCACAGGCGCGACCUGGCCACAGCGAGCGGAGACGCUACGAAGGAGCGGACGGCGAGCGAUUGCUGCGAGGGCCGUACGGAGGCGGCGAAGGCGAGGCAGACUCGAAGAGGGCGAUCUCAACGGUGGCGCGACCGUGGAGAGACGCAGAGAGACAAACGGAGAAUCAGGGGGCUGAGCAGGGAGACGAUAGAGACAGAGCCGACAAGAAGAGCGCGGGCGGGGACAAAAGAGAGGGGGGAGCAGCCGAGCAACAAAACAAGAGUGGCAGGGGGACAUUUUCAGAAGGAAAGGUUAAGGCAACUGAAGACCAGGGCUUUAGACGUCGAGGUGAGUGUACCUACCGCGAAAAAACCGCCGGUGGAGAACGGCAGGAAGACGGAAACGAGAGCGAUAUGAGCGCAAGCUCUCGAGCGGCGAGGACAUCAAACCGCCUUCUGGCCUCCGCGUCGCAACUUUCUGGCCUGUCGCUGCCGGCCGGCGCAGAGAGACACUCAGAGACUCCUGCGAGCGAGAGAGAAGGGCCGAGAGUGAACGAAGCGUUGAACAGGCAGCGGGAAAACGAGCAAGACGAACGAAAGGGCAUCCGUGUUUCCUGGGUGUCUGCCACCGUGAGAAACGACGAAGAUUUGGCGACAGCACGCAAAGAUGCGAUUGCGGCAGCGUUAAAGAGGCCCUGCUUUGCUGCCUCGCAAAAUCUUCGAAAGUCCUCCUUUCUCUGGGCUGUACAGGUCACCGCUGAAGAGAGGACGCUGACCAAACGAAAGGCAGCGGCGGUGGAGGCGCGCGCGAGGCUGGAGGCCUUGACGGCCGAGACGCGAGACGUGCUGGAUGUGAAAGACCAUCAGCCAGGAGACGAGGCUCCGAUUUACGUGUAG
Molecule: messenger RNA, 5565 nt
Organism: Neospora caninum
Lineage: Eukaryota; Apicomplexa; Conoidasida; Eucoccidiorida; Sarcocystidae
Exons: 7
Coding region: 1-5565 (1854 amino acids)
Source: RefSeq, a predicted model, not a curated record